Molecule: messenger RNA, 1464 nt
Organism: Gadus morhua (Atlantic cod)
Lineage: Eukaryota; Metazoa; Chordata; Actinopteri; Gadiformes; Gadidae
Gene: crybb1l3
Product: crystallin, beta B1, like 3
Exons: 6
Coding region: 94-723 (209 amino acids)
Biological process (GO): lens development in camera-type eye; visual perception
Molecular function (GO): structural constituent of eye lens
Source: RefSeq, a predicted model, not a curated record
UGUACAUAUAUAUAUCCCUCCCCAAGCAGCCAAAGUACAUCACUUCCCUACCAUCGAUCGCUUUGAACGCACACUGCUCUACUAGAUCACAUCAUGUCUCAUACUGGAGCUCAGGGUAGCAUGGGCAGCUCCUCCGCCAUGGGGAUGCGCUCUCACAAGAUGUACAUCUACGAGUACGAGAACUUCCAGGGCCGCAGGAUGGACCUCAGCGCCGAGUGCCGCAACCUGUGCGAGAAGAACUUUGACAAGAUCGGAUCCAUCAGGGUGGAGUGUGGACCCUGGGUGGGUUAUGAGAUGCAGAACAUGGGCGGAGAGAUGUUCAUGCUGGAGAAGGGAGAGUACCCCCGCUGGGAUACCUGGUCCAACAGCUACAGGUGUGACCGCAUGAUGUCCGUCAGGCCCGUCCGCAUGGACCCCCAGGAUCACAAGAUCUGCCUGUACGAGUCCAUGAACUUCGAGGGCCGCAAGAUGGAGGUCAGCGACGAGGACAUCCCCAGCCUGUGGUCUUACGGCUUCCAGGAUCGUGUUUCUAGCAUCCAGGUCACCGGUGGAACCUGGGUGGGCUACCAGUACCCUGGCUACCGUGGCUACCAGUACGUGCUGGAGAUGGGAUCUUACAAGCAGUGGAACGAGUGGGGCGCCAACCACCCCCAGAUCCAGUCCAUGCGCCGGGUGAGGGACAUGCAGACACACCGCAGGGGCUGCUUCGAGAUGAGCAACUAGAGACACGACCGCAGCGGCAGGACAGAGGCGCCAGGGUGACGCCGCCCUGGAGGACAGCCUGGGACCUGUGUUCUGUAGAAAGACUUUUCAGGGUGACAGCGGGAAAAGUGACAGCAAAGCUCUUUGUCUGAAGACCUCACACCAUUUUAGCACAAAUAUGCAUUUCAGAGAACGAAGGGGAAGGGAUACGUGGAAUUGGGCAGAUGGAGUUGUUAAAAUCGUUUGUGUUUAUUAACGCAACCUGAUUUUUUUUUUUACAUCUGCUUCUGCGAAUGCGUUUCUUGCUGUAUUUAUAGAUGAACCAUGAGCCUGUUCUUGAAAUUGUUCUCCUUCGACUGAGAUGCACCGAGUUUAAGGGAUGGACACUUAAGUCACUUACUUCACACCUUACACUACCAUGGACAGCUCUCAGCCUUCCUCAACCCUCCUGCAUUACAAUCGUCAUGCAGAAAGGGGGCAGUAUACCCUAACGGUCUCUGGUCCAUCAGUGCAACUACAGAACCUCGACAUCUAGAGUCGUUGAUGUAGUGUUAAGCCUGUGGUUCAGGCCUGUUACAUACUGCUGUUCAAGGUAGUUUUCACACCUGUUAUGAUCUUUUGGCUGACCUCCUCCACCUCAUUGAUGAGGCAGGACCAUUAGAAUCGUAUUUUACACUUUCUCAGGGAUGCUGGCAUCUGGAAAGCAACUUUCCACUGAAAAUGAAUUAAAUUAAUGAAAUAAAAAACAUUAUGAAGAAAAAA